This is a messenger RNA of Tachyglossus aculeatus (Australian echidna), 906 nucleotides long. RefSeq names its product vomeronasal type-1 receptor 1-like. Gene Ontology annotation, biological process: G protein-coupled receptor signaling pathway. The transcript has 2 exons. Gene Ontology annotation, molecular function: pheromone receptor activity. NCBI's taxonomy places the organism in Eukaryota, Metazoa, Chordata, Mammalia, Monotremata, Tachyglossidae. The coding region runs from base 1 to 906 and encodes 301 amino acids. Gene Ontology annotation, cellular component: membrane. The record is from RefSeq and is a predicted model, not a curated record.
AUGUUUAUGAGUGACCUGGUCUUUGGCAUUUUCUUCCUCUCUCAAACGGCCAUUGGCAUCGUGGGCAACUCGAUCGCACUCACGAUGUAUGUCAGAGUCUUCCUAUCUCAACCCCAUCAGAAGAAGCCCACAGACCUGAUCCUCGUCCACUUAAGCUUAACCAACAAAGUGGUGCUCCUCAGCUGUGGUAUCCCGGAGGUAAUGGUUGCCUUUGGAAUGAAGAAUGUUUCGGAUGACCUAGGGUGCAAGAUGGUCCUGUAUAUGAAUCGGGUGUCCCGGGGUCUUUCCAUCUGCACGUCCUGUCUCCUGAGCGUGUUCCAGGCUGUCACCAUCAGUCCAAGCACUUCCCGCUGGGCCAAGCUCAAGCACAGAGGCCCCAACUGCAUCCUUCCUUCUUUCCUCUUCUUCUGGGUCCUCAAUAUGCUGAUCUACAUCAGAGUGAUCGUAGCAAAUCAAGCCAUCAGAAACGUCACCCUAUCAGGGAUUGUUUAUGCUUCCAAACAUUGUUUCAGUAGUGCUGGGGUAAACAACGAACUCAGUCAUUUUUAUCACUGGGCCAGUGGCUACAUGGUGACUGUGCUCUACCGACACCGUAAACAAGUCCAGCACAUCCGCAGUAGCAGCCUCUCCCCUAAACCCUCCGUGGAGACCAGAGCCACCCGGACCAUCCUGCUCCUCGUCACCUGCUUUGUUGGCUUUUAUUGGCUUAACUGCAUCAUCACUUUGUAUUUGACAAACGUGGUUGUAAAAGACCUGUAUUUGGAAGGCAUCAAGACCUUUUUCACUGCCUGUUACCCCACUCUCUGCCCCUUGGUGCUCAUCAAUAGUGAUUCACGGUUCCCCAGGCCACAGUGUAGCUGGGAAAAAUGGAAAAGCUCCUCCCCUUUCACAGAUAACAAUGACUGA